AUGGUGGCUGGUUCUUCAGGCGAGGCCGGAACCCGCGCGGGACUGAUGCGCAUGCUGGUCAGGUGUCAUUGGCUCUCUUGUUUAUUGCUCGCUCUGCUGGCCAGCCGCACUAUGGGAUGUAUCCAAAGCAUCGCGUGCAAGCCCCGUAUCAGACGGGAGAACAUCGUGGUGUACGAGGUUUCGGCUUCCAUCGACCAGUGCCCCACCGUCAUCGAGGAGAACUCGCCCAUCGUCCUUCGUUACAAGACGCCCUACUUCAGGGCUUCGGCGGGGGUGGUCAUGCCGCCCGUGCCCCGGAAUGAAACUUGGGUGGUGGGCUGGAUUCAGGCGUGCACGCAGAUGGAGUUCUACAACACCUACGGCGAUAUCGGCAUGUCCAGCUGGGAGCUACCGGAACUACGAGAGGGUCGCGUGAAAGCCAUCAGCGACUCGGACGGCGUCAGCUACCCGUGGUACGGCAACACCACCGAGACGGUGACCCUCACCGGUCCCACCUCCAAACCGUCCCGCCUGACGGUCAGCAUGAACGACAACUUCUACCCGAGCGUGACCUGGGCUGUCCCCAUCAGCAACAGCAACACGCCCAUGCUCACCCACAUCACCAGAGAUCAGAGCUUCAUCACCUGGCUGGUGGCCAUCAACUCCGUCACUAAGGAACGAAUCGUGCUACAAACGGUGCGGUGGCGAAUGCGGGUGGACAUCGGCGUGGAGCCCGACAUGCCGCUGGGAUCUCGGGCCUCCCUGGUAGGUCGACCUUAUCAGGAGCAGCCGCACAUCCUUAACUACCAGGAGCCCAUCCCUCCCAAUGCCCUGGGAAGGCCCAACGCCAACGACGCCCAAGUGCUCAUGUGGAGGCCGCGGCGAGGAGCGCCGCUUGUCGUCAUACCGCCAAAAUGA
Messenger RNA from Nerophis lumbriciformis (worm pipefish), 897 nucleotides. Lineage: Eukaryota; Metazoa; Chordata; Actinopteri; Syngnathiformes; Syngnathidae. The record is from RefSeq and is a predicted model, not a curated record.